UUGAGUUUGCUCCAACCUGAGGAGCGCCAGCCCAGCAGCAGCAGCAGCGCCUGCUAAACCCGCUAUAGCGGAGGCUAGUACAACCCGGGUCCGGGGGUGGUCGAGGGACCAGGCUACCGACAGAGACACACUGCGCUGCGUGGCUGUGGGGUUUUACCUGAGUGGAUUAAGAAGGACAGUAAUGCUACCGGGAGCUGAGAGUCGGCUCUGAGUGCUGUGGUCUUUUAUUUGUCGAUUAAUUGAGCAGGUUUGCCAAAUCCCUUAACGGAGAACACCAGACGCACCACAAACAACUGAUCCGUGUUAUAUAGCUGAGUUACUGCUGCAGCCGCUGUGCUGCUCUUUACACGAAAGAGAUGAUUGUUUGUUAGUUUUUUAGUAGGUAAGGUAGUUAGCCAGCUAGUUAAUCUACAAAUACAUAACAUAACUAUUUUAGUUUGUUUGUCGUGAUGUUACACCUUAUAAAAUUAGUUAAACCAUAAAACGUUAGCUAGCUAGGUAGGUUAGUUGGGUUAGCCAGCUUAGCUUGCGCACUAGCUAGGUAGCCAUAGCUACAGUGUUGGGUCGUUUACUGUAGCAUUAGCUAGGCUAAGCUAGGUUAGCUAGCUGGCUAGCCAGUUGUUUACACGUUAAAAUGGCUGCUGAGGGGUCUUCUGAAACAACAGAAUUAAUAUAAUUGUGUAUUAUUUUGAAGGUUAUACUUGUACUCUCAGUUUGACACACACACACAAUUUGGAGCUAUGUGUUUUUGUCGGUAUUUUGUCUGCUUUGGGGAAUUUUCCAUCCUUAGCGUUUGGUUAACCGCAGAAGGUAGCUAACCUAGUGGUAGCUAGUUAGCCAUAUAGCUUUAACUAGCUAGCAUUAACUAACGGUAGGCUAUUUAUUCCCUUGUUUCAAUAGAUACAUAGAAAGUAAUAUAGUUAGCUUCAUAAACCCACCUAGCUAGCUAGCUAACAACAAGCACUGCAAGCCAUCAGUUAUCAAAAAAACAGAGGGGAUGAUAACGUUGCCCUGCGCUUUAUUUACAAUAUGAUUUCUUGACACAAAUGUCAAUAUUUUGCUACUACCUAAAAUAUUCAGCUCCAGUUUAAGGACGUAAAGGAGUUAAAGCAGGACUCCGGUUUCUGUUCAAGCUAAACUAAGCUAAGCUGGCUGGCUAUGUCAUUCUCGGAGUAUCCAUAAUCUUCAUGGAGUGGAUAUCCCCCUCCUGCUAAUUGAAACAAUCUGGGCAGUUUCACUAAGGAUCCAAGCACCGGAGAGCAAGGCCCUCGGAGUAAACACGCAGUAAAAAUGGAUGCUGCCAAAAUGUUCAGGACUGAACUGUUUGCCCUUAGACGACGACAGGACGCUCUCACCUGCUUCAGACUGCAGGGUAUGAACACAUAUUUACUGCUCUGUGCAAUGUUCUCCCUGGUGCUCCUCACGGAUGCCUCUCCCUCUAAAACCUGUGAGAAGAACUGUCUCUCUGGGAAAUGUGUCAACGGAUCGUGCGUCUGUGACCGAGGAUGGGUUGGGGACCAGUGUCAACACUGUCAGGGAAGAUUCAAGUUGACCGAGCCUUCGGGGUACCUAACAGAUGGCCCCAUCAACUACAAGUACAAAACCAAGUGCACCUGGCUGAUUGAGGGCUACCCAAAUGCUGUCCUGAGGUUACGCUUUAACCAUUUUGCAACAGAAUGUAGCUGGGAUCACAUGUAUGUCUACGACGGAGACUCCAUUUAUGCUCCUUUAGUAGCGGUGUUCAGUGGUCUUAUUGUACCAGAGGUUCCAGGGAAUGAGACAGUACCUGAAGUGGAGACCAACUCUGGCUAUGCACUCCUACACUUUUUCAGUGAUGCAGCCUACAAUCUGACUGGAUUUGAAAUUUUUUACUCGAUAAACUCAUGCCCAAAUAACUGCUCAGGCCAUGGAAAGUGCACGACUUCCAACUCCAUAGCGAGCCGUGUGUACUGUGAGUGUGAUAAAUACUGGAAGGGCGAGGCCUGCGACAUCCCUUACUGCAGAAACAACUGUGGCAGUCCGGACCAUGGCUACUGCGACCUCACUGGAGAAAAGCUGUGUGUGUGCAAUGACAGCUGGCAAGGUCCGGAUUGCUCUCUAACAGUGCCCUCUACCGAGUCAUACUGGGUCAUGCCUACCGUCAAGCCGUUCGGGACAUCACUAGGCAGGGCAUCCCAUAAGGCAGUGGUUCAGGAGAAGGUUAUGUGGGUUGUGGGCGGCUACACGUUUAACUAUAGCAACUUCCAGAUGAUUCUAAAUUAUAAUCUGGAUACUGGCACGUGGAACACUGUGGCCAGCAGUAGUGGGCCUCUGUCGAGAUAUGGUCACUCCCUCACACUCAAUCAGGAUGAUCUCUACAUGUUUGGGGGAAAGCUUGAAAUGGGCUCUGGUAAUGUCACUGAUGAAUUGUGGGUGUUCAACAUACCAAGCAAGUCGUGGUCUCUGAGAACGCCCAGCACUCCCGCUCAUGGGCAGGUCUAUGCUGUGGAGGGCCAUUCAGCACACAUAGCUGAGCUGGACACUGGCGAUGUGGUGAUGGUUGUCAUCUUCGGCUAUUCGUCCAUUUACAGCUAUAUCAGCAACGUGCAGGAGUACAACAUCAGAACAAACACAUGGCUCGUUCCAGAGACAAAAGGAGCCACAGUUCAGGGGGGCUAUGGUCACAGCAGUGUGUUUGACAGUGGCAGUAAGAGUGUGUAUGUCCACGGUGGCUACAAGUCCCUGCCUGCUAACAAGUAUAGCCUUGUGGAUGACCUGUACCGUUACGAGGUACACACUCGCAUAUGGACUAUUCUAAAGGAGAGUGGUUAUCCGCGGUACCUUCACUCAGCUGUGCUGCUGGGAGGCACUCUGCUGAUCUUUGGAGGAAACACUCAUAAUGAUACAUCGCUUAGCAAUGGAGCAAAGUGCUUCUCUGCUGACUUCCUGGCUUAUGACAUUGCAUGUGACGAAUGGAAGGUUCUCCCCAGACCAAACCUGCACAGAGAUGUUAAUCGCUUUGGACAUACUGCUGUCACCAGUAAUGGGUCCAUGUACGUGUUUGGUGGUUUCUCCAGUGUGCUACUGAAUGACGUACUGAUCUAUAGGCCGCCCAGCUGUGAGGCGUUUCUGGGGCAGGAGCGCUGUGAGGCUGCAGGUCCAGGGGUGCGCUGCGUGUGGAGGAAAACACGCUGCAUCUCCUGGGAGCCUAGCUUUACCAGCAACACCAUACCUGCUGCCUUCUGCCCUGCCAAACCUGCUCCAGUGGAUGAGAGGUGCCACCGCUUUUCUGACUGCACUAGUUGUACUGCUAAUACUAAUGGCUGUCAGUGGUGCGAUGACAAGAAAUGCAUCUCAGCCCUCAGCAACUGCACUGCUAGUGUAAAAAACUUCACUAAGUGCUCCAUCAGAAAUGAACAGAUAUGCAGCAAGCUGGCAAACUGCAAGAGUUGCUCCUUAAACCUCAACUGCCAAUGGGAUCACCAGCAGCAUGAAUGCCAUGCCUUGCCUGCCAAGUUGUGUGGAGACGGCUGGAGUCAUGUCGGGGAGGCCUGCCUGCGCAUCAACUCCAGCAGAGACAGCUAUGACAAUGCCAGACAUUACUGUAAGAACCUGGGUGGCAUCAUCGCCUCCCUGUCUACUGCCAAACAGGUGGACUUUAUACUGGAGGAGCUACAGAAAUACCAGCAGCAAGAGAAGAAGCUGUCCCCCUGGGUGGGCCUGAGGAAGAUUAACGUGUCCUACUGGGGAUGGGAGGACAACUCUCCAUUCACAAACACCUCUCUGCAGUGGCUGCCAGGGGAGCCCAAUGACUCAGGUUUCUGCGCCUACCUGGAGAAAGCGCAGGUCUCCGGCCUCAGGGCCAACCCUUGCAAUGCCAAUACUGAUGGACUCAUCUGUGAGAAAGGAGUCGAGAGUCGUAAUGCUCGUCCAUGCAAGAUGCCCUGCUCUCUGCACGUCACCUGCGAGAACUGCACAAGCCAGGCCACAGAGUGUAUGUGGUGUGGAAGCACAAAGCGCUGUGUGGACUCCAACGCCUACGUCAUCUCCUUCCCAUACGGCCAGUGUCUGGAAUGGCAGACUGGAGACUGUGUGUCUCAGAACUGUUCUGGUUUCCGAACAUGUGGUCAUUGUCUGGAGCAGCCGGACUGUGGCUGGUGUGGAGACCCCAGUAACACUGGCAGAGGGCAGUGUGUGGAGGGCUCCUAUCGAGGACCCAUGAAGAACCCCCCUAAACACAGCCAGGACAUGGUGCUGGAUACUGGGCUCUGUCCAAAAGAGAGAGGCUUUGAAUGGGCUUUUAUUCAGUGCCCUGCGUGUCAGUGUAAUGGGCACAGCACAUGUGUGAACGGCAGUGUGUGCGAGCAGUGUCGGAACCUCACCACCGGCCCACACUGCGAGACCUGCAUGGCUGGUUAUCAUGGAGACCCCACCAAUGGAGGAAAGUGCCAAGCCUGUAAGUGCAACGGGCAUGCCAACGUGUGCCAAGUGCUGACGGGGAAGUGUUUCUGCACCACCAAGGGGAUUAAAGGAGACCAGUGUAACCUAUGUGAUUCAGAAAAUCGUUACCUUGGCAACCCUCUGAGAGGAACCUGUUACUACAACCUGCUAAUUGACUACCAGUUCACCUUCAGUCUGCUUCAAGAGGAUGACCAUUAUUACACUGCCAUUAACUUCAUGGCCACUCCUGAGCAGACCAACAAAAAUUUGGACAUGUCCAUCAACGCCUCAAACAACUUCAAUCUCAACAUCACUUGGUCUGUUGGAUCAACAGCUGGUACUAUUUCCGGAGAGGAAGUCCCCAUUGUGUCCAAGACCAACAUUAAAGAGCACAGGGACAGCUUCUCUUGUGAAAAGUUCAGCUUCCGCAGCAAUCCCAACAUCACCUUCUACGUCUAUGUCAGCAACUUCUCCUGGCCAAUCAAAAUUCAGAUUGCCUUCUCUCAGCACAACAGCAUCAUGGACCUGGUGCAAUUCUUUGUGACAUUUUUCAGUUGUUUUCUGUCUUUAUUGCUGGUAGCUGCGGUGGUGUGGAAGAUCAAACAGACCUGCUGGGCAUCGAGGCGGCGGGAGCAACUGAUGAGAGAAAGACAGCAAAUGGCAAGUCGCCCCUUUGCAUCAGUUGCUAUGGCACUGGAUGUUGGAGGUGGCCAGGUGGACCUGCUGCAGGGAGGAAUUGAGGGUCCUCCCAAACCCGUUGCCAUGGAGCCGUGUUCAGGAGGGAAAGCUGCGGUUCUGACGGUGCUCCUGUGCCUUCCACAAGGACCAUCAGGGGUUCCACCACCUGGACAGUCAGGUAUUGCCAUUGCCAGCGCAUUGAUCGACACCUCUCAGCAGAAGCCCAUGGACUUUAAAGAAAAGAAUCAGGGCUUGAAAAACCGCAAAGCUCUGCCCACUGCUCACCAAGGCACGUGUGUUUGAGAGACCCGUGGCCUCGUCUUUCCGGGCUGCUCCUUUACCAGAGUGUCCUGCUCUGAUCCACGGCUGCAGACCACUGGCAGCUUCUGUGUCUGAAGAGAGACCCCCAGUGAUGGGAUUUAAUAGAGUAGCAGAGUGCUUUUUUUUCUCCUUCCCUACAGCCAACACACACUGUAACACUAUAGGCCACCGCAACACUAUGCUUAUCCGGCCCCAUGUGCAGCUUCACCUGUGCUUCAGUACCGCCGCUCAGCACCACUUCAGUCUUUCAACACUUCAACUGUGUCUCAAUUUCCAGCACUCAGUGCACUUCUUCUGCACAUGCUCACUGCAGCUCUCCUAUGUCAAAGGCUGGACUUUCAACACCUUCAGAUUCCGGUCUGGCUAAUUCCGCGACUCCCGACUGCACUCUGCAGGCCCGAGCUGUGAGACCUCACGGCAACUACCAGCAGCACUUCAGCCUCUUUUGCUGAAUUGCAGUCAAUGAAAGGGUCUGCUCCACUGACUCCCACCCUCCAUUCAGAGCCUCAGUAACUGGCCAGACACUGAUGUGCCUCUGGCCUCGUUUGUACUUUCAGUGAAUGAAUAUGUCCCCACACUGGGGGUGUGGUGGCAGAGCAGAGGAAGUGUAUGAUACAUGUUGCGUACCUAGCGCUAGAGCUUUUUCCAGCUCGUUUAUGGACUAUUGAUGGUGGUGCUGUAUGUGGGUGAAAAUCUCAUUUGUUUGCUUGCUAGGUAAACAGCCUGUGUUUGAUAAGGAGCUUCUUAAUCACAAUUAUUAAAUGCAUUUCCAGCCAUUUGGCUGAUUUCCGUCAAAGCCAGCAAAGAGAAGAGUCUGCCAUUCACAGCACAGGAAGGCUGUUAGGUUUUAUUUAAGCUAAUGAAGUUGGUUGAAUAAGAACCACUUUGUUAGGAACUGAUCAUUUUUAUUAAAAAAAAUCCAUUAUUUGCUAGCGAAAUCUUUUUUCACCUCUCUGCUGUUCCAGCACAGUUUUGCAUGAACUGCACAUUAGCUGCUUUAAAACAGUUUUUAAGAAGUUGUAAGUCACUAAGCGCGUCUUUAUUCAGCUGGGUAUUACAGAUCGGAGCCGAGUGUACAGCCAUUCCCAGCCCACCAAGUAGCUGCACAGUGUAUAGCAUCCUGAGGAGAGGGGUUAUGUAAGAGACCACAGGUGGGUUUUGAAAUGGUCCAAGAACUGGAACAGCAGUUACAGAAACAGAAGUGUUACGAGAUGAAUCUGGAGACUUUUAGAAUUGUACAAAUGUAAUAAUACAGGGGCUCGGUGCCUUUGUUGUAUAGUACUCUUGAUAUAUACUGCUAAGAAUUAGGCUACUAGAAGAGCUUUCAUUGUUAUUGGUAUAUUUUGGUUUUCGAUAUUUUUUUUCUUCUUUGUUUUGAAAUGGCCCACCUGGUACAGAUUCAGACUAUGUUAAGAAUUGAAUUUCAUUAUUGACUUAUAAUGUAAUUUUGGACUCCUAAGUUUCACACAUUGUGAAUGAAGAAGAAGAGGAGGGCCUCUUGGACAAGGGCAAAUUUCAUCCACUGAAAACCUGUUUCCUCCAGCCCCUCCCCACUCUGCUCCUGUACAGCUGUCUGUCCUGAUGACGUCCCACCACAGGAGGCUGUUCCCAGCCAUUCCCAGCGUUCUCCCAGUGCUCUCCCAGCCCGUGCACUUUGUCCCGGAGGCUGUGAGAGAACUCCUACGAUGCUGGGAGAAGCACAGGAGAUUUACAGGGCCUGAGAAGGAGAACUGUUUAAUAAUGACCUUAUAUAAUGUCCUCCAGGAUCAUGGCGGGAGAGUGAACAGGGCCCUUCCCUUCACGUGUUUGUGGUACAUGGAUCAGAACAUGUGAAUCAAAUGUGAAUCACUCUGUUGUUCUUCAUCUAGCUCUUUCAAUGUUUCCUUCAUGUUUUCGUUUGUUUUUUUUUAUUAUUAUUAUUAUUAUUAUUCUAAUUAUUCACUUCUUUGAUGUUUCUAAUAAAGAAUAUAAAAGGUCAUUUAUUUAGGGACCAUUCAUUGUAUAAUACUUAUGAUGAUAAUGAUUAUGAUACUGAUGAAGAAAAACCAUGUCUUUUACAAUGUUUGUGAAAAAGAACUGUUUUGUUUUGAUAACGGAUUCCUGUGUAAUACCUCUGUUAUAUUAUAACUCUAGUCAUUGAAGUCAUGUAGCUAGCUUCAGUGACCACUUCUGUUUUUGUUUAUAUUUUUAUUCUUAUAGUGUACACAGCUGCAGUUUGUUGUAGCUGCUCCUGUAGAAUAUUUUUGGGCAUUUGUAGUUCCAUUUGCGAGUAACGUAUGAAUAUGAACCACAUUUUUAAUAUGAUCCAUGUUUUAUUUGGAAAGCACCUGUGAAUGAGAGUAGUAGAGUAUGCAGUUGUACCACAGUGUACGGUCUUAUUACACAGGAAUCAUCUUUCACUGUAAUGUCAUAGAGAAACGGAUGAAUGAUGCAUUCAUUCUUCGGUGCAUAUCAUUAAUCCUCAUUGUAUUUUAAAGAUGGACAAAAAAAUAAAACUGUUGAAUAUUCAUA
Molecule: messenger RNA, 7929 nt
Organism: Astyanax mexicanus (Mexican tetra)
Lineage: Eukaryota; Metazoa; Chordata; Actinopteri; Characiformes; Acestrorhamphidae
Gene: atrnl1b
Product: attractin-like 1b
Exons: 29
Coding region: 1291-5400 (1369 amino acids)
Cellular component (GO): Golgi apparatus
Molecular function (GO): protein binding
Source: RefSeq, a predicted model, not a curated record